Molecule: messenger RNA, 1528 nt
Organism: Helicoverpa armigera (cotton bollworm)
Lineage: Eukaryota; Metazoa; Arthropoda; Insecta; Lepidoptera; Noctuidae
Gene: spn-A
Product: spindle A
Exons: 6
Coding region: 222-1238 (338 amino acids)
Biological process (GO): chromosome organization involved in meiotic cell cycle; reciprocal meiotic recombination; mitotic recombination-dependent replication fork processing
Cellular component (GO): condensed nuclear chromosome
Molecular function (GO): ATP-dependent DNA damage sensor activity; ATP hydrolysis activity; DNA strand exchange activity
Source: RefSeq, a predicted model, not a curated record
UAGAUUUGACAUUUCGGUUUUCGAAAACAAUCUCAAGUCAAGGACCAAGGAUCGGAAACAAAGUAGAAUAAAGAAAACAAGAAACAGGUUCAAACUCGCUUGUAUUGAAUUAAAUAAUUUAUAGUAACCACAACUGCCGAUACUAGAAUUUCAAAACAUUGUCAAUAAAAGUUUUAAAUGUUUCGGUGAUAGUGAAUUCUGUGAGUUAUUGAAAGGACAAUAUGACGGCUACAGCAUCAGCGGUGACUGCUUCUGUUGACGAGGACUUGGAUGAGUGUGGGCCACAGCUCAUCACUAAACUAGAGGGAAAUGGAAUAACAUCUGGAGACAUAAAAAAGUUAGAAGAAGCAGGUUACCACACAGUAGAAUCAGUGGCCUAUGCCCCUAAGAAAUGGCUCAUUACAAUAAAAGGUAUAUCAGAGGCGAAGGCUGACAAAAUACUUGCAGAGGCAUCCAAGUUGGUGCCUAUGGGAUUCACUACAGCCACUGAAUUCCAUCAAAAAAGAUCUGAAAUAAUUCAACUAACAACAGGCUCCAAGGAGCUUGACAGACUAUUGGGUGGUGGAAUAGAGACUGGAUCCAUCACAGAAAUUUUUGGAGAGUUCAGAACAGGCAAGACUCAAAUAUGCCACACACUAGCUGUUACAUGCCAGCUACCCAUAGAACAAUCGGGUGGUGAAGGCAAAUGCAUGUACAUCGACACAGAAGGCACAUUCCGUCCGGAACGACUGCUAGCGGUUGCACAACGCUACGGCAUGGAGGGCGCAGCGGUGUUAGACAAUGUGGCUUAUGCGCGAGCUUAUAACACUGACCACCAGACACAACUGCUGGUUCAGGCUUGUGCUAUGAUGGCGGAGUCAAGGUACUCCCUCAUUAUUGUGGAUAGUGCAACAGCUUUAUACAGAACCGAUUAUUCGGGCCGUGGUGAGCUUAACUCCAGACAGUUACACCUGGGACGAUUCAUGAGGAUGCUUCUUCGACUUGCUGAUGAGUUCGGCGUAGCAGUAUUAAUAACAAACCAAGUAGUAGCCAACGUGGACUCAGUGGGCGUGUUCAACGCGGACACGAAGAAGCCCAUUGGCGGACACAUCAUUGCGCACGCGUCGACCACUCGACUUUACUUACGAAAGGGGCGGGGCGAUAACAGAGUCUGCAAGAUUUAUGACAGUCCCUGCUUACCUGAAACUGAAGCUAUGUUCGCUAUUAGUACGGAGGGAAUUACUGAUGCUAAGGAAUAGACUUUAACAGCCUUACUAAACAAACUUAAACAUCUGUUGAACACUUGUCUAAAAAAAGUAUGGCUGCAAAACGGAUCUUAUUUUAACGUCAUAAUCUGUUUUUUUUAGACAAGUGUUCAACAGACGUUUAAAAGUUUUUGUGGUUUGACGGUAAAUUGUUGUGUCAAAAUGAUUGGCACUUUCGAAGGCUUUAUCUACUUACGAACCACAUCUAAACAGAUGGUGAAACUAUGGUGUGCUACAAAAUUACAAACCACUACUUUUAAAAUUUCGAAUAUGACUUUGGUUUU